AUGGCGACCAGAGCUGAAUCUCACCUGAAACAAGAGGAGGGAGAGAGUGGGCAUGGAAAGCAGGAUUCUCCGCGUACCCACAAGUGUGACGAGUGCGGCAAGGAGUAUCGCUUCCUGUGUCAUCUGAAUAGACACCUGCGGACUCACACGGGUGAGAAACCUUACCGAUGUGAGGAAUGUAACAAAGACUUCAGUCUGCUGAGUAAUCUGAAGAAACACAUGCGGAUUCACACCGGUGAGAAACCUUACCGAUGUGAGGAAUGUAACAAAGGCUUCAGUCUGCUGACUAAUCUGAAGAGACACAAGCGGACUCACACAGGUGAGCAAACAUACAGGUGUGAGGAAUGUGGAAGGUGUUUUCUUGAGCUAGGUGAUCUAAAGAGACACGUUCGAACUCACACUGGUGAGAAACCGUACAGGUGUAAAGAGUGCAGCAAGCAGUUCAACAGAAUGGGUAAUCUGAAGAGACACUUGCAGAUUCAUACAAGCGAGAAACCGUACAGGUGUGAGGAGUGCAAUAGACAGUUCAGUACCCAAGGUAGUUUGAAGACUCAUAUGACGAUUCACACGGGAGAGAAACUCUACAGGUGUGAGGACUGCUGCCGGUCGUUUAGCACACUGUCAAAUCUAAAGAUACACAUGCGGACUCACACUGGGGAAAAACCGUACAGAUGUGAAGAGUGUGGCAAACAGUUCAGUGAGCGGGGUGCUCUGAAGGAGCACAUAAGGACUCACACAGGUGAGAAACCGUACAAGUGUGAGGAGUGCAGCCGGUCGUUCAGUAAACUGUCAAAUCUAAAGACACAUAUGCGGACUCACACGGGUGAGAAACCCUACAAAUGUAAAGAGUGCAGCAAGCAGUUCAGUCAGAUGGUGCAUCUAAAGGGGCACAUUAGAACUCACACAGGUGAGAAACCGUACAGAUGUGAGAAGUGUGGCAGACAGUUCAGUGAGCUUGGUAGUCUGAAGAAGCACAUUCGGACUCACACUGGUGAGAAACCAUACAAGUGUGAAGAAUGCAGCAGGCAGUUCAGUCAGCUGGUGCAUCUAAAGGAGCACAUUAGAACUCACACCGGUGAGAAACCCUACAAAUGUGAAGAGUGUAACAGUCAAUUCACCAGACUGAGCAGUUUAAAGAAGCACGUGCGGACUCACCGAGUGGAGAAACCGAACAUGGCCUAAGUGCAACGGAGGCUUUCGUCAGAUUGGCAACAUGAAAAUCCAUAUCGGCAAAAGUCUGUCAACCUCUGAUAGUGGGAUCAUCUUAUUGUGUUAUUUUUUUGGGAAGGUAUUUACUUUUUUUUCUAUUAGCAGUGUACUGUCUACACAUUGUCAAGUAAACAAUAGCGGUGUUUUAAUAUCAAAAUAGAUGCAUACUCGAUAGCCUGUUGAUUAAUGCUAGAAGUCGUGUUUGAAAUGCGAAAGUGUAGUAUUUAAACAAUAGUUACAUGGUAGGACACCGUUCAUUCGUUUGACCGUAAUGUGUCAUUGUCCGUCUGUUAACAACAUGUACAAGUACAGGCAUGUAAAUAUAACGGAUCCGUAGCGUUUUGUGAAGUAUGUUAUCAAUUCAUCGCAAUGUAGUCUUCUUUGUUUUAGUAUUUGUAAA
Molecule: messenger RNA, 1609 nt
Organism: Branchiostoma belcheri (Belcher's lancelet)
Lineage: Eukaryota; Metazoa; Chordata; Leptocardii; Amphioxiformes; Branchiostomatidae
Product: zinc finger protein 239-like
Exons: 2
Coding region: 1-1182 (393 amino acids)
Biological process (GO): central nervous system development; regulation of transcription by RNA polymerase II
Cellular component (GO): nucleus
Molecular function (GO): DNA-binding transcription factor activity, RNA polymerase II-specific; RNA polymerase II cis-regulatory region sequence-specific DNA binding
Source: RefSeq, a predicted model, not a curated record